This is a messenger RNA of Penicillium bovifimosum, 1455 nucleotides long. RefSeq names its product putative clock controled protein (Ccg-8). Lineage: Eukaryota; Fungi; Ascomycota; Eurotiomycetes; Eurotiales; Aspergillaceae. The transcript is spliced from 2 exons. Gene Ontology annotation, molecular function: transcription corepressor activity. Gene Ontology annotation, biological process: regulation of transcription by RNA polymerase II; endoplasmic reticulum unfolded protein response; phospholipid biosynthetic process. The record is from RefSeq and is a predicted model, not a curated record. Gene Ontology annotation, cellular component: endoplasmic reticulum; nucleus. Bases 1 to 1455 code for a protein of 484 amino acids.
AUGGAUCCCCCGAAAAUCGCUGGGUCAAGACCACCUGCCCAGAACAUUAACGCCACAGCUCUGACCUCGUCGGUCAAUUCGAUCUCCGCGCUUACAAGUAUCGCCCCAUCACUUACCGCUCCGCACCAUGCCCAUCCAUCCGUGAUGGAUGUUGAUAAAGCCGAAGAUCGAUCCCGUCGAGCUGCCAGUGUAUUAUCCAUGGAUGAUCUGGAGGCUGCGCAGGCCCUUGAGGGACUUCGUUCUGAUUUUGGACACUCCCCUCAGACAACUCGACAAUCCGGUGCUUCACCGGACCCACCACCACCAGAGCCACUAUUGUCUCUGCUCACUUCCUCCCAUCCCCUUAUCUCCUCUGCAAUCAACGGCUCGGUAACUGCAUACGCAACCUCGAAAUCCUACUCACCGCGAUUCAAGUCCGGUGCCGAGUUCAUCGAGCGUAAUAUCGGGUCACCCGUCGCGAACACUGUCGGCACGGUAGGCCGCAAGACUGGUGUCGAGAGCGGUCUCCGUUGGGCGCUGCAACGGCGAGAUUCUUCGGGCGUCAAACACUCCAAGAAAAGACGGAAGAUGGAUGGGGAUGUGUCGCCGAGGACCGCCGACGUGGAGGGGGGACAAGAGGGAUUAUCGCACUCCCCGCGCACACGGAGUAUGUCCGAUCUCUCUACAUCUGAGUCGCUUCCGCCAUACGACGAAACGAGGUCUCCACACUACGAAGAGAAACCAGAGAGACGGACGCCAGCGACCUGGCAAAGCCGACUCGUCAUUUCCACUUCCGGUCUCGGAGUUGCCAUGAGCGAGGAAUCGCUGCGGAGCUUGCAAUACUGUCUGACCUGGCUACGAUGGGCAAAUGGCCGACUGGGCAAGUCAAUUGUAGCGCUACACGGUGCUGUCAAUGAAUGGGAAAAUCACAAAGCGCAGUCUCAGGCCGAUGUCGAGGCCGGAGGCAAUGGCCAGGAGAGCGCUUCCUUGCUGCUCCAGCGCAUCCAAGCCGUCAAGGCCGAUGUGCUCUCGACCUUGAAACAGGUCGUGGAUGUGGUUUCCAAGUACGCGGGAGGUGCCCUCCCAGAAAAUGCGCGCCAUCUGGUGCGUCGACACUUGACGUCUCUGCCACACCGCUUCCAGGUUGCGUCCACGUCGCAGCCACCACCCGACUCGCCGGCUGCCUCGUCAGAUGCCACUGUCAGUGCUCAUCGUAUUUUGGUGCUGGCUCAAGAGGGUCUGGAUAUGAUGGCGCAGGUCAGCAACGUCGUCAAUGACACUUUGGUUAGCGCUGAGCACUGGUGCGAUCGAUUUGGCCGGAAACGACCUGAACACCGAACUUCAUCCGCUAUGCCAGAGAAGCAGGGUGAAGCUGCCCCUGAUGCUCAAACAUAUGGCGUGGAUAUCAAGCACCCUAUCCUCCCUGAAAAUUCGAUCCAAGACGACGUCCCGAUGUCGGGUGUGGACAAGGUAUGA